Messenger RNA from Daphnia magna, 1616 nucleotides. RefSeq names its product transmembrane protein 64. The record is from RefSeq and is a predicted model, not a curated record. The coding region runs from base 186 to 1043 and encodes 285 amino acids. NCBI's taxonomy places the organism in Eukaryota, Metazoa, Arthropoda, Branchiopoda, Diplostraca, Daphniidae. The transcript has 3 exons.
AAUUUAGCAAUAGUCGAUCGCAUCGUUGACCUUGCACAUCAUCAAAUGUUGUGUUGACAGUAACCGAAGUGUAAUACCAAAACAAUUAUAGUGCAGCCCUCCAACGUGUACCUUGAUGUCAGUCACGCUAGACUAGUUUCACCCUCUUUUAUGUUUUUACCACGAACACAAUUAAGUUGUAAAACAUGGGGCCACCAAGUCCUUUCAAAUCGACAACAGCCGUAUUCUCCUUAGAUGAGGAAAACAACUACAGUAGUCUUAAUACGAUUUCACUUAAUAGAUCUUCGUUUGUGUCUGGGCCGAUGUGUCAGUGUCUUCUUUCCAUGUUAACGUUAGCGAUCAUGGCUUGCUUUGUAUUUUUGUUUCGUGAUUCCAUUUACCAUGUUCUAUUAUGGAUAGAGAAACAGGACACCUGGGUUACAUGCAUCAUGUUUACUGCCCUCUUCACAAUUGUGUCACUUCCUUUAACAUGGGGUUAUAUAUUGCUCAAUCUUGCUUGUGGAUAUUUGUUUGGGAUGUUGGCUGGUAUAUUGGUUGUUAGCACUACAGCAGCUGUUGGUGUGUUUUUUGCCCAUGUAAUCGUGAAGCAGCUCUGCCUUGGAUUCAUUACUACAAAGCUCCUCAACUCCCACAGCCUUCGUGCAUUUGUGAAUGUAAUUUCUGGACCUCAAGCAUUCAAAGUCGUUGCUUUUGCAAGACUUACUCCUAUACCAUUUGGGCUUCAAAAUGCCAUCUUUGCUGGGAGCUCAAUUGGUGUUGGCCGUUAUAUGUUGGCAACAGCAUUGGGACUAUUGCCUACUCAAGUAAUCAAUGUUUAUUUGGGCAGUACAUUAAGAUCGAUGCGGGACGUCCUCACUGACGACAAUACUGCAACCACUGGAUAUGUCGUAUUCUGCAUUCAGGUUGCUAUCAGUAUUGGCUUGAUGACCUAUGUGGUUAGAAGAGCAAAACAAGAGCUGCAAAAAAUUGUGCUGUUGACCACCAACACUCUACAUAAAGUGGAACUCGGUUUGCCCGACGAACCAUUCAGCAAUAAGUGUUGAUUAUUAACAACAUUGACUUCCGACAAAAGAAAGCUUAUGCACUUCAAUGUUCGCAAUAUUCACUCCGUUUGAUAAUUAGUUGAAACGCAUGACUUAUUGUAUUUCAGUGUGUUCAUCACUAUGUAUUUUUUUAGUAAUAAUUCCUGCCGCCCAGUUUCCCCUGAUUGAGCUGGCUCUCAAUUUACAGUUCGUGGGGCACAAUUGCUUUAACUGAUGCGCGAGAUAUUUAUCGUAUUUUUUGUUAACUGACAAAUUGACAAUCAAGCUCUUCCCUUGCAGUGCCUACAGCUAACAAAGUACUUUAACUUUAAGCAAUAUGUUCACCUUGUCUCAGUUUACCCCUCAUAAUAACAUGAAUAGGACUCUGGCAGCAUUUUAUCAAUUCCAUUCAGAUGAUCUAGUCCAUGUUAGGCAUCUGUUCCAAUGUAUUUUUGCGCAUGCAAAUUAUAUGGCUGCUAAUAGGCGGGACGACUCGGGGAAAAAAUAUUGAUAUUCUACCAAUUUAUUUAAAAAUGACCCUUUUAGAGUAAGUCGUGUUAUAUGUCCCAAGGCAAUACACAUAAUUCAUAUUUA